Molecule: messenger RNA, 6218 nt
Organism: Biomphalaria glabrata
Lineage: Eukaryota; Metazoa; Mollusca; Gastropoda; Planorbidae
Product: monocarboxylate transporter 9-like
Exons: 4
Coding region: 489-3128 (879 amino acids)
Biological process (GO): transmembrane transport; monocarboxylic acid transport
Molecular function (GO): monocarboxylic acid transmembrane transporter activity
Source: RefSeq, a predicted model, not a curated record
UAUUUUUAAUGUGGGCAGCUGAUCUGACAUACAGUGGGACUAGGCUAGCUGUGUGCUCUAGAACACUCCCUACUGAUUCCGGCAGGAACUUGUCAUCAAUUUUAUUUUGUUUCUUUUGUGUUAGUACAUUUACUAUGCCAAGAGACAAAUUUUGUGGUCCAUUCAGCUGAAACCACCGUACACAUAAACUCGAAGGAUAUGGGAGUUUUCCUAAUGUUUGACACACGCCGGAGAUAUAUGCCAAGCCCUCACUAUAAAGAUAAUCAACAGUGGAACGACCUCAAUCUGUCUUAUGCUCUUAAGACUAGCAACGACUCAAUGACUAAACUAUACUUUGAUCUAAACUAUACUGACAUCUUACCACUUCUAAUUCUAUUCAGAAGUCUAUCUCACAUUUCAUUAGGUCUUCUUUACAGAACUGUAGAAUUAUUAGAAGAUAUCAGGUUGUCUGAAACUUUUCUUCGAUUUCGCAAAAAGCUGCUCUUAGAAUGUCAAUUAGUUUUGAGCUUAAUCAACUCAAUGAGAAAAUGCCACCUUUCGGAUGCACUACUAGUAUUUCACUUGAUGACCAAUUGUCCCAAACAGUCAACAAGACUAUCUUGGGCUGUGAUGGACUGAAAGAAAAAUCAAAUACUAGUGAAGCCCAGGUGUUGCUUGAUAGUGAGAAGACCCAAGAGCAAGAAAAUGAAGUGGAGUUCAACCCAGAUUCAUUUUAUAGCUGGCUUCGUCCACCCUUUGAUGACAUGGCCAUUGGUAAGAAGUCUAAAGACAGUAGUACAAAAAGCAUUAGCUCCAGUAGCAGUUCCUCAUUGCCUGUGCCUACACCUCCGGAUGGUGGAUGGGGCUGGCUUGUCGUGUUGGGUGCUUUCUCUGUCAGUUUCAUAUGUGAUGGCUUAUCUUACUGCUUUGGCGUUCUUUAUGCAGAGUUGCUUGAUCAGUUCAAGGAGACAAAAAGCAAAACCUCUUUGGUUGGAAGCAUAUUCUUUGGUGUUGCAAUGAUUCUAGGCCCCUUUUCUAGUGCUCUUACUACACGAUUCGGUAGCCGAACUAUGACUAUAACUGGUGGAUGCCUGGCCUGUUUUGGACUGGUCUUGAGCCACUUUGCUACAUCCAUUGAGAUGCUUUGUUUUACUUUCAGUGUGAUUGUUGGUACAGGCUUUUCAUUCUGCUAUAUCUCUAGUGUUGUCAUAGUUUCAUUUUACUUUGAAAAGAGAAGGUCUUUAGCUACUGGUUUGGCAGUUUGUGGUACUGGUGUUGGUACAGUUACAUUCGCCCCUUUGAUGAACUAUCUAAUUACUGAAUAUGGCAUGAGAGGUCUUUUUCUAAUUAUGGCUGGUAUCAGUUUAAACCUUGUUGUUUGUGGCAUGCUCUUCAGACCUUUGAAGUUCACUGAAAGUGAGAGGUGGGAAAUGUUGUUAGAAGAGUUUAACAAGAUCCCUUACAGUCGUGAGGAUAUAGAGUUGGGUAGAAGUAGAUAUCCCAGUGAGUCGAGUGAUCAAGACACAGAUGAAAAUUUAGAAGAUGAUAUUGAGGCUAGAACACUUUCUGUCCUAAGUUUACCAACUUUUGUUCAAGCCAAUGUACUUGAUAUUCCCUCAGAUAUUCUUAUGGAGGCUUUAAAAACAAGUAAAAAUCCACAUCUUACAUUACAGAGGUACAUGAAAAAUGCCAUGCUUGAAAUUAAUCAUGCAAAUGAACAAAGAGCAUUGCAGGAACAAGAGGAUGGUGUUGAUGGACACAGUUUCAAUGUAAAUGAAGCAGAAUUACAGCAUGAAAUAUUAAGCAAUCUGCCACCUUCAUCUUUUAUAGAUAAUGCUAUACUAAAGCUGGCUAACUCAUCUAGCAUCACUAAUAUGGUUGGUAAAAUUGAGGAUGUCAAUGGAAACUCUAGCCACCCAGAAGACAAGCUUGCCAAAGUUAGCCAUGCCAAAACACAUGCACAUUUGGCAUCUAAUGAUGUAGAUUCAAAAGGAAAAGAAACUGCUAAACUGUUACCCAAAGAUCCAAGCAAAACUAAAGAAUCAGCUGGUAUGAAGAGUGAACAGGUGAAUUCUACUCACAAGUCAGACUCCAAAGGCAAAGUGCAGACAAUUGUACAAGUUAAGAAUGAAGUGAAAGGAAAAGAUAUUUUGUGUAAAGCUCUGGAUAGCAAAAAGUCAGUCGACAUCCAACACACAAUGCACCAUAGAAGAGAAUAUUCAGGUAUGAGUGCCAUGUUGACAGACAAAGGAUGUGCUAAAGAAGCUGUGUCUGUUGUCAAGAGAUUAGGUGGUGUUCACAUGGGGAGGCACAAUGCUCUAGGCAUUCAUUUACCACUGUACAGGACAGACAUAUUUUACAGACGUAUGCUUAAAAAUAACACCUUGCACAAAAACACUUUGGCGACCAGUUGCCCUGAGUUAUCUGAAACUAUUGUUGUUGAGACUAAGAGAAAUUUUGUAUAUGAAAUGUUGAUCAAUUUUACAGAAGAAACUGUUGAUAUUUUGAAGAGCAUGGUAGAAUUCAGGUUAUUCUGCAAUCCUUUUUUCAUAGUUUUUGUCUUGUCUAACUUCACAUACUACUUUUGGAGUGAUGUCCCCUAUAUGUAUGCUUCUGACCAUGCCCAAAAUAAUGGAGUCCCUACCCAGCAAGCUUCUUUUCUUCUCUCCAUUAUUGGUAUUUUUAAUACACUUGGCCAAGUUGUUUUCGGCAUAGUGGGAGACCUAAACAUCAACUUGCUCAAUGUCUACGCCAUAGUCUCAACAUUAGCUGGUGUCUUUGUUGCCAUGAUUCCUUUUAUGACCACCUAUGUCAACAUGUGUAUUGGAUAUAGUUUGUUUGGAUUUUGCAUCAGUGUCAGUUUUCCUUUAACAACAGUCCUUCUCAUCAGGUUCCUGGGAGUCAACAAGCUGACCAAUGCUUAUGGACUGUUAAUGUUGAUGCAAGGAAUAGCCAAUUUUAUGGGACCUCCAUUUGCAGGAAUGGUCUCUGACAAGUCAGGCAACUACAAUUCAACUUUUUACUUGAGUGGUUUUUUCUAUGCUUUGUCCGGAAUAAUGUUGUUUCUGACCUAUAUACCCAAAUGUCGCACAAUCCCUAGGUCAAGGAGGAGUUCAUUAGACCUUACCAUGGAAGUAGAGGCACCUUAAGCAGUGUUGGUUUGGAGGUAUUAUCAAACGAGUCUGAAGUGAAACAAAGAGAAGAAUUGUGAGUGUAGACAAAAAAGAACAUCAGAAAAAUACAUUGCAGAAAAAGAAAUUUGGAAAAUACUUUCUUGGGGCCAAGAGCUAAGCUAGGCACAUUUUCUUUUAUGCUGAUAUCAAAGAUGAUUUACACUUUUUUUUUUUGGAAAUCAAAUGGUGUGUAUUUUCAACCCUACAUUUAUAUAUAUCCAGAGAUCUGUAAAUAUAUAAUGCCAAUUCAAUCAAAUGAUGAUUGUUAAUAGUAUGCACUUUUUUUUUUUAUAUGUUCCAUUUUUAUUUUUAAAUCAAGAGUGCUUAACUUAUUUAAAAAUAAAUUGAUCUGUUGUUUGUUUUUUAACUUUGUAUUUUUAUUUUAUUUAGGCCAAGUAGCCAUUAUUGUCAUUUUGCCCUUUUCCCUUUCAUUUGAUACUUUGGCAAUCAUUUUAACUAUUAAAUAUAACUGUAAUUAAUAUUACAAGCUAAGUCUGGGCUAUGUUUUACUUUUAUUACGUUAAUAUUGCUAAUUAUGGUUUAUAAAACAAUGAUAUGCAAAGACAGUUAAUAUUGUUGAAGUUGAAGUUUUACUGUCACAACAUAUGAAUAAUAGUUUGCUUUUUUUUUUUUUUUUAUUCAUUCAUGAUUUUAAAUGGAUAGAUAUUUGCUUCAAAAUUUGUCUUUAAUGAUUGAAUCUUUCAAAUAACAUCCUCCCCUCUGGAAUCAUAGUUCACUAUUAGACAUCAUUUAUUUAUUAAAAUUGAAAGAAUCUCAUCAAUUUUGAGUUGUUCCAGGUUCGGUAUUGUUAGCCAAAAAUUUUGAAUAAAACAUUUGGUCUAAUAAAUAUAAUACUGAUCUUUAUUAUCUGUGGAAAAUGUUUUACAAUUGUGCAUUUCAAAUAAUUAAAGUUAUUGUACUUUCAUUUAGUCAAACUUCCAUAUUAGGAGUCAUAAAGGAGUUUUUUUUUUUUUUUUUUUUUUUUUCAUUCAAAAACAAUACUAAGAGUUUGCGUAAAUAAAUGUUGCUUGACAUGCUACACAAGUAAAUGUUUGUUGGAUCUGUUAUCAGCCUGGAUCAACAACCUUCUAUAGUGAUAGUUGUCAACCAAAUAUUUGUUUACACUAGUUUUUUUGUAAAUAUUUGUAUAUAUUUUAUAUACACAUACUUUUUAAUUGUCAUUGGACUGUCAAUAUUGAGCUGGGGAGUAGCAUCUUGUGCAUUAUCUAUUGGUCUUUCCUGAAGGAACAUUUGAAAUUAUUUGCCUGCCAUGUUUCUUAACAUUAGUUUAUUUACUGACUUUCCCAUAUAGCAGAGAUAAAUUAUUCUCUUUCUUUAUAGUUGACUUUGAUGUUAAAACACUGCACAUCAAAGUUGACCAGUUUUAAAAUUGAGAUCCUUUUAUAUUAGCUUUUACUAUUUGUCACAAUUUUUAUUCCAAAUUUUCUAAUCUCUUCAACUUGUACAAUGUUUAAAUAAAUGAGUUCAUUACAUAAGAACCCAUACUACAUAUGCUGUUUAUUUUAUGAGGUAAUGAUGGUAUUAUAUUAGAUAAAGAACAAAAAAGUUCUUAACUUUCAGCCCCAGAUUUUGCCAACUGAUAAAGAAAUUAACCGUAGAAAUAAAUCCAUGCUUUUCCCGACAUAUCAUUGUGACAUUCCUGUGUAAUUUUCUUUUUUCUUUCCUUGAUUUUAAAAUUAUUUUUUUUUAGUGCUUUUAGGGUAAAGCAUUAAAUCUCUCAAUGUGGGUAUGUGUUAUUAUUUAAUGAUAAUUUUUUAUUUUGUUUUGUGUUGUUAAUUUGCUAGUCUUAAUUAAAGUAAUGACUAAUUUGACUUGGAAUAUACUUUAAGGUAUCUUUAACUACAUUUUUAUUUUGUUCUGUUAUUGUAAAUUAGUUGUAUUGGUUUGUCAUUAAUUUCAUGUUAAUGGUAAUGUCUCAUGAAAUGCUCCAAAUAUAUAUAGAUCCAGUAAUGAUAGCAUUUGUUGUACCAGUCAUUACUGCGUGUAGACUCUAGAUCUAUGCAUGCAUUGCAAAUCAGAACAAAUUACAGCAAUAUACCCUUCCCUCAUGUACCCAUGCAUUUUUUUGUGUUAUAAUUAUUUAAAUUCACUUUGAAAAUGGUUUACCCUCAACUGGUACCAUAACUGACUGUAUUUAUAGAAUGGAGGUGAAUACAAUGUGAUAUUAUACACUAUCUAUACAGAUAUAUACUGAACUGAUGUAAACUGUGUGAGCUGAUAUAAAAAAACAAAGGAUGAUUGGCUGAAUAUUUUUGUAGUCAGCUUUACUAUGGUGAGACUUGAGGCAGGGUUGGCCUUUAUUUGGAUGAUGUGUGUCAAGACAUUCCUGUUUGCCCUGUGUGUCCCUGUGACUGCUGUUCUAUAUGUGGUGAGCAAAUGGGGAAACAAAGACUGCUAUAGAACAUACAUGCUAUUGUUUUUCAGUCAUUAUUUCAAAGUUAUUUUCAUGUAUAUGUCUUGUGAGGGUGACUUCACAGAUAAUAGAUGUUUGUAUGGUACCAGUACUUCACAUUUAAAAAAAACAAAUAUCAUUUUAAUGAAUACAAAUGUCAUUUGUUCAGACUUUAUUUGGAUGAUUGUAAAAGUUGUGCAUGGUUACAUAUUGGUUCCUCUUCACUUUUUGGUAGCUCUGACACUAAGAGGAACCAACAAGCUGAAUGUUGCUGAACUGAUUGGAAUGGACCACUUGUAUCUAAUAUGUGACAAUAGACAUUAACAUUUUUUUUUUAUGCAAUGAACUUUUAUUGUCUUCAUAAAACAGAAUUUCUCCCCACUUCAUGAUAGCAUUACUGUUGGUUUGGAUCUAUUGAAUUGUCCCUAUCAGUACCUACUAAUAAUGGCAUAUUAAAGCAAAUAGCAUUGUUGUUUAUUGUUGACCGUUUUCUAUUUUUGACUCAAUAAUGUCUGUUUCUUUUUUUCUCUCACCUUGUUGGUUAACUAUUCUUUCAUUGUUCAUCUCUUAGACUUGAACUAUUUUUAUAAGACAUUGUUUCACUUGCACUUUAGAUUCCAUUUCUAGAUAAUAAAACAUAUAACUAUCUUAAA